AUGAAACUUAGCCCGACAUCGAGAUCCACUACUGAGCUAGUUGGAGUUGGAUUAGCCGUGGAUUCUGAUAACUUCCUAGUAAGGUUACGUACGGAGAAUGCACCUAGUAUAUUGUUGCAUGUGAAUAAGGUGGUGGAUGUACAGAGGCACGGUGCGGUGAGGAAAGAAAGUCGGUAUCAUAAGAGGAAAAUGAGCGGAUGUGAGGUUGCAAUUGAGUUGAAGGGCCAAAUCACCAUAAUCCUUCGUGAGGAAGCACCUUGA
Molecule: messenger RNA, 261 nt
Organism: Sclerotinia sclerotiorum 1980 UF-70
Lineage: Eukaryota; Fungi; Ascomycota; Leotiomycetes; Helotiales; Sclerotiniaceae
Exons: 6
Coding region: 1-261 (86 amino acids)
Source: RefSeq, a predicted model, not a curated record